AUGUCCUGGGAACCCCAAUAUCUCUUCAAUCUCAUCCAAAAGACGCAACUAAUCGACGACACUCGCCGCUCCGUCUUCCAGCAACGAUGGACUGCCAAACGCGAUGUACGAGGAUACCACGUACCCAACAUAUCUGAACGACAACUACUAGCUAGACACUUUAAUCUUCAACUACCAUAUGACCCGUCGAUGACUAGAGCGCAACGGGAAGCUGCUCCGCCUGCUACUGUGUUGGCUUUUGGAGAGCUGGAGAGGAGGGUGGAUGUUGUUGUAUUUAGGUCGCAUUUUGCAAAGAGUAUUUUUCAGGCUAGGGAUAUUGUGAAGGGUGGGUUUGUUAGCGUUAAUGGGAUCAAGUGUGUGCAUCCAGCUACGAGGCUCAGGGAUGGAGAUAUGAUUACCGUAGAUCCAGUCGCUAUACCGACUCUGGUGCAUAGAAUCGCCAUUGAAAAGGAGGUCAAGGACGCUCCAUCAACAACAGCAGAUGCACAAGAGACUUCAGCAGCGGAUAGUGUAAAAGAAGAAGUAACAUCUAAAGCAGAGACCGCAGAGACCAAAGACGAUGCAGCUAGCAGUACAGCAGAAAGUAAAGCAGAAGAGCCUGUGGAAGCAUCUUCAGAAGCCGAUAAUAAACCAGCAGAACCAUCACCAACACCACCAAAAGAACCAAAAAUAGAAUACAAGCUAGUACCCAAAACACGCAACGCAAAGAUACCGUAUACAUUCAAACCAGUAGAUUACAUGGCCCCCUGGAUGUUUACACCAGACUAUCUAGAAGUCAACUACCCAUCAUGCUCGACCGUCUUUCUCCGAUCCCCACAAUCACAACCACAUCGAGUAGAGAUUCCAUCACCGUAUCCACCAUCACAGCAUCAGUUGGCGUAUGAAUGGUAUGCACGUAUCAAGGAGAGGCAGACCAAGAGGAGGUAUCAUCAGCCCUUGUUUAUGAGUGGAGGACGUGUGCCUGUUGUUUUGAAGCCGCAUUUUGAUCGUAUGGUGAGAUGGAAUGCGCUUCAUGAGCGUGGGAGACCUGUUUGGAAGCAGGUAUAA
This is a messenger RNA of Synchytrium microbalum, 1047 nucleotides long. RefSeq lists its product as uncharacterized. Gene Ontology annotation, biological process: positive regulation of translational fidelity. Gene Ontology annotation, molecular function: structural constituent of ribosome; rRNA binding. Gene Ontology annotation, cellular component: mitochondrial small ribosomal subunit. The transcript is spliced from 2 exons. Bases 1 to 1047 code for a protein of 348 amino acids. The record is from RefSeq and is a predicted model, not a curated record. Lineage: Eukaryota; Fungi; Chytridiomycota; Chytridiomycetes; Synchytriales; Synchytriaceae.